Molecule: messenger RNA, 966 nt
Organism: Drosophila simulans
Lineage: Eukaryota; Metazoa; Arthropoda; Insecta; Diptera; Drosophilidae
Exons: 5
Coding region: 228-818 (196 amino acids)
Source: RefSeq, a predicted model, not a curated record
UAUACGAAUGUAUGCAAAGAACAUGGUUAGAGAAUCAAAACAUCAAUAAAACAUGACAAAAAGUUUGCAUUUCGUAUAUAAUAAACCAACUUUAAAACUAAAGCAAUUUAGUCGGGAAUAAAUAUAUUGGUAUAUAGACAUAAUUACGAACCACUGUCGACCCCUAUAAAAACGCGAUGGUAAGCUCUGAAACCAUUGUAAAGUGGUAACAGUGGUUACAAUACAACAUGGUUUGGAUUUGGAGCCUAAUUGCACUCGGAAUAGUUGUCGGCGCAACGGGGAAAGGCCAAGAAAACAAUACCACCGGAUCGGCAACGACGGGGCAGAGCCAAGAAACCGAUACCACCGGAUCGACAACGACGGCGGCAUCCGCACGAACUCCCGAACCAACUACUGUGGAUCCCUACACUGCACUCGAUAAGACAAUAACCGAUGAUCUUGAGAAUAUUCUAACCAAAUAUGAGCGUGAAUGCAUGGGUAAUUCUGAGUUCACACGCAAUCUUGACCUCAUACGCAAAGCGGUGAAACUGGACAAAAGUCGUUUGUUAGACAAGAUAGAAGCAAGAAUAGAAUUUAAUAAGUACAAUGAGCAACGCAUUUUAAUCGAACGACAAAUUGAUGAGCGCAUAGAGGCCCUCAAUAAUAUCCUGCCUACCCAGGAACCGAAUAGUUAUUGCUCUGAAUUUUACUUGAAGCAAAGAGAAGAUCUUAGGAAGGCUAAAUCACUUUCGAAUCUAGAAAAAUUAAACACUUUAUUAAUUAACAAAGCAAUUUGCACUAUCAGGGAUAAUUAUUAUGAUGACGAUUCUCUUUACUAGCAUAAUCAGAAGCCACAAGACAAUGCAGUCUAAGUGAAAUCUAUUUACAUAUAUUUAUAACUAAAUUUUAAAGAUUGAAAUAUAUAUAUGAUACUUGUGAACAUUCAAAUUGGAGAAAUGAUUAAUACCGGCUUGCAAAAAUUAAAAA